This is a messenger RNA of Manihot esculenta (cassava), 2739 nucleotides long. Its product is annotated as probable ADP-ribosylation factor GTPase-activating protein AGD14. NCBI's taxonomy places the organism in Eukaryota, Viridiplantae, Streptophyta, Magnoliopsida, Malpighiales, Euphorbiaceae. Gene Ontology annotation, molecular function: GTPase activator activity. The record is from RefSeq and is a predicted model, not a curated record. The transcript is spliced from 13 exons. The coding region runs from base 366 to 2459 and encodes 697 amino acids.
AAGCUUACUUUAAAGAACACCAAAUAAUUACAUUGAGAUUCAUUUCAAUUAUUGUCAUUAUAUAUACAUAUUUUAAAAUUAAAUAAAAGGUGCUGCCUUUUUACUUAUUUUAAUUUAAGAACUGAAGGCGCAGAAGGGGAAGAGUCAGUGUGUGGUUUUCUGGUCUCAUUCGAGCUGAUUUUUUAGAGACUUUUCAUCUAAUAACAGAUUUCAAAAACCCCAUUUGAAAGAUACAAUUUUUGUGUGUAUGUGUGUGUGUGUGUUUUGAGCUCUAAACUAGCUAUUAUUUUGUCGGAUUCGUCGAGGAAAAGGACAAGUUUUUAGGGUUUGGUUUUUUGGUUCGGAGGUUUUGAAUCUGUAGAGAAAUGGGGAGUAGAAAGGAGGAAGAACGCAACGAGAAGAUUAUUAGAGGUCUCAUGAAGCUGCCACCUAAUCGUCGCUGCAUCAACUGCAAUACCUUGGGUCCACAGUAUGUUUGCACUAAUUUCUGGACUUUCAUUUGUGUGACUUGUAGUGGGAUACAUCGUGAGUUCACUCAUCGUGUAAAGUCUGUGUCCAUGUCCAAGUUCACAUCCCAAGAAGUUGAAGCGCUUCAAAAUGGUGGCAAUCAGCGGGCAAGGGAAGUAUACUUGAGGGAUUGGGACCAACAAAUGCAGAGAUUGCCUGAUAACAGCAAUGUUGAUAAAGUGCGAGAAUUUAUAAAGACUGUAUAUGUUGAUAAAAAAUAUGCUGGCAGUAAGAACCAUGAAAAGCCUCCUAGGGAUUUGCAGAGGAUUAGAAGCCAUGAAGAUGAGACGAGGCGUGCUAGCUCUUAUCAUUCUUAUUCUCAAAGUCCUCCUUAUGACUUCCAAUAUGAAGAUCGACUUUAUGGAAAGCAAACUGCUGUUCUCACACGGAAACCUGGUUCAGAUCGAGGCCUUUAUGUCGGGAAGAUAUCUAGUUUUAUUUGUAGUCCUACUCGCCUGAAUGAAAGAAUGUUUGAGGACAGGUUUGCAAAUGAGGGCUCUGUUUCUAGGGUUUCAGACUAUUCUGCAUCUAGCGGGUGUGAUCAAAUUAGUAUGGAGUCCCCAAAUUUUCAGAAGGACAUAGGCCUUAACAGUCCACCUAUUCAGACUCCAAGGGUUAAUUCAGGUGAAAACACACAGCAUCAAAGAAUAGAUCUAUUUUCGGAGGAGAACCUUAAGAGAGAUGCAGAAGGGUUUCCACGUCAGCAGAGAACUGCAUCUUUAGGAAGCAUUGGAUCACUUGAUAGCAAUUCCUCAUCUCUCAGAUCAUUUAAUUCUGGUAAUCAACCAGAUGCUGUCCCCGAGCCUGAGCAGGCUACAGGAGAACAAGUUGAUAGAAUGCCUACUUUUCCACAGUUAUCAGCUUCUGAGAGUUGUGGUAGCUUGGACCAUUUUAAGGCACCUGCUGUUCCAGAAUCAGAUGCUUCUGCAUCUUCUCCAAUUGAUUUGUUUCAAAUGCCUGCAGCAUCACCAGCGUCCUCUAUCAAUUUGUUUGAGGAACCACUAAAUUCAUCUCCAUCUUUGAAUGCAUAUCAAACUGCCCAAACUUCUCUACCUUCAUCAAUUGAUCUCUUUGGUGGGAUUGCUCAGCAGCAGUCAGUUUCUAGCUUGGACCAAAAUUCACUGGAGCCGUCAGUCUCUAAAAAUGAAGGAUGGGCUACUUUUCAUACUCAACGUGCAGAAUCUACUGCAGGGAUUGGAAAUCUUAUGCCUUCAGUAAUACCUUCAAAUGCAGGUUCUUCAGCAAAGUUAGACCAGGUUUCCUCCUUAGACACAGGCAUGCAGUGGCCACCGUUGCAGAACUCUAUUGCCCACGGGUCAGUUCCUGGUCCAUGGAACGACAGUUUGCACAAUCUUCAAGCUUCCAGUAACACAAGUAGUGCUCAGACAUGGAAUGCUUUUGGCAAUUCUAUUAAUUCCUUUCCUUUAGAGGGCGCUAAUCAAGGUUGUCAACAACAAGUAGCAGCCCACGUGCCUUCAUCAGCUGCUGACCAAUACCUGGGGCUGAAGGCUUUGGAGGAGCCUAGUCAUGAUGGGAUCCAAAGAGCUACUCCAUAUGAAGGACUCCUCAAUCUGAAUGGACCAGUGAACAUUAUCCAGGAGCCAUCAUAUACUCCUUCAGAGAAUCCUUUGAUGGAAGCACCUCAAUCACAUGCAGUGAAUCAUAAAUCAACUAACCCAUUUGAUCUUCCAUUUGAUUCUGAUUUGGAGCCAGGCAACACGUUCUUGGACAUGAGCUCUUUCCACUCUGCUCUGCCUGAUGCUCACUUGCCAUCAGCCUUCCUUGGCAGUGUAACUGAACCAUGGUUUCCUCAAGAUCCAGUGACAACUUUUAUUCCAGCUGCACCACAAGGUGGCUUGGCAUAUAUGGCAGGACAAGCACCAAGGCCUCAAUUAGCGAAUGUUCAAGCACAAGGACCUGUUGCUUCUGUUGGAGGGAAUCCCUUUGCUUAAAAGUAGAAGAAUAAAUAUGGUUUUAUGAUUUGGGAUUCAUUCUGAGGACUAAUUGUAGUCAGUAGAACUUUGAGUUAUCACUAUUAUUUUGUUUAUUGUCAUUAUUUAUUUUUGUAUUAUUUAUGAAAAUAAAACCUCGUCACGUCCAACUCUGUGCUAGUUUUGUAAGGGCACAAAUUUUUUAGUGCAACGUUUCACUUUCAGGGCUUGUGUUUGUAUCAUAUUAUUACAACUGGUUGUAAUGAUAAAGAUGAAUCGUGGUGAUGUUCAAAUGCCUGAA